AGUUCUUAAAGUUUCCGGUUAGGGCAGUCGGGUGCAGUUGUCAGAGUGUAUCUGGGUUUAAAGUUGUUAUUAUUGGAUGAUGAUGUCGUCCACAGAGCCGGACAUCGACCUGCAGAAGGUGUGUGCUGCAGCAGAGAUGUUGGGUCGGGAGUCGUCUCCAGAGUCGAAGUGUCCCAUCUGUCUGGACAGCUUCACGAACAUGUCGUACACGGACAGGUGUUUCCAUCGCUUCUGUUUCUGCUGCAUCCUGGAGUGGGGGAAGAACAAAGCCGAGUGUCCGCUGUGUAAGCAGCCUUUCAGCGCCGUGUACCACUCAGUCCGGUCUGAGAACGACUUCAAGUUGUACAAGUUGCGUCCGUCUGAGAAGGGCUCGUUCGGCACCGUGCAGGGGCGGCGUUUCCGCUACAGGACUACACGAGUCCACGAGAGCAGCACAGUAACACGGAUACAAUUGAGCGCUCACCAACAGGAAGUAAUGUCUUUCCGGCGCAGGUUGUACCAACAUGGUGUGUGGGUGCGAGGUGUUCGAGACGGCGGUCGUUUCCGUGACACGUCUGCCGAAUUUUUCCGGUCAAAUCCAGCGUGUAUUCACCGACUGUUGCCGUGGCUGUAUCGGGAGAUGGAGGUGCUCUUCGGAUCACGUCAGUCACACGGUGCUGUUGUUGCUGGUGUAAUAUCAUCUCUGAUCACGCGUUAUGAUAUGGGAUCUGAAGCCUUCCUGUGGAAACUCCACCCUUUCCUGUCAUCACGAACCAGGCACUUCCUGCACGAAUUCCAGAGUUUUGCAAAGUCACCGUUCAACAUGGACGCGGCAAAGUCACCGUUCAACAUGGACGCGUACGAUCACCAUGCUGUUUACAACUGCCCCGCCCCCUCUCAAUUCUCUCACGUUUCAGACAAUUUUCCAGGCCUUAGCUCCACCCCUUCAUCCUUCGAUGAUGAAAUUCCAGGUCCAAGCUAUUCCACUGCCAGUAACAGUGUGUUCACUGUCACCAUUAGUGAGUCAGACCGAGACAGCGCAAGUGAAGAAGAGAAGACUGUAAGAGUUAAAGCUUCUGCUAGCGCUAACAUUAAUGUCCGUAAUGCGCGAGUAGAUGAGGACAAUCAAAGCAGCGAUGGAGACUGCGUCAUCACAGGGUUCAUCAAACCCACUGCCCAAAGGACUCCCGAGCUCAUCCUUCUGUCUUCUGAUUCUGAAGCAUCAGUCCAGGAGGAACCAGAACCAUCUACCUCCAGCCAAUCAGACACCAGACAGCUGACCAAUCAGAGAAGCUGGAAUACAGACCACAUACUCUCUCACUCUUCUACAAAACACAACUCAAAGAGGAGAGACAGGGAGAGGUACAGGGACAGAGAGAGAGACUAUUCCUCACACAGCCACAGGCGGUGCUCUCGCUCACUCAGCUAUAAGGACAGAAGAAAAAGCAAAGCAACCAAUGACACCUCUCUGUCCCACACAUACGCGCGUACAUGCGACAGACGACACACACCACAGCGAUCACGUACACGCUCACGAUCUAGAACUCAUUCACACACGAGCUCCAGAACUCAUUCAUUCUCUAGGUCUAGAACCCAUGCACGCUCAGGGUCUCGGACUCGUGUUGCCUACAGGGGACACUCUGAGCGCCUCUCUGUAAGCCCCUCCCCUUUGUCACACAGGAAGUCAAGCCGUGACAAACCCCAUGGAAAGCGGAAGCAUAAAUCCCAGCAUGAGGAGAGAAGGAGGAGUAAAGAGAAUCAUCGUCAUCAUCCGAAGAAGAAGAGAAGGCGGAGCUCUAGCAUGGAGGUUGGUGAUGAACGCAGGAAGCAUCACAGGAAGAAGAAAAAACACAAGAGAGACAGAAAGAAUAGGAGUAAGAGGAUGGGGCGGAGCUCAGGGGCGAGCUCACCCGUUGUCAUCACCAUCCACACUGACACAGAGUCUGCUGACAAGGCCACGCCCCCAAGAGAUGCUGCAACAACAAACAGCGAGCCUGUGAACCCCUCACACGGCACCAACACCCUGUCCGACCUGAGCAAACUCCACAGCUCCUAACUACAGCUUCAGACCCUGCGUCUGAUAAAGCUCUCGUCCCACCCCCACUCGAACCUCACGCUUCCAGACAAAUCGCAGCAAACCAGCUGAGCCUCAGCCAACGAGUCGCUCGCCACGGUUCUGCUCCUCCACAGGGCCGUGAAGCUGCUGUCCUCCACUUCAUAUUCUUGUGUCCAACAGAUUUGAUGUGUAAAGUUGUAUAAAUUGUGUCUGAAAAAUCCAGAUUAAAGUGUAUAAAUCAUUUUUAUGAUAUGCUUCAUUAGGAUGAUGUAAUUGACAUCAUGUCUACUGUGUUUCUAUGGAGACCGGGGAACUCCUACCACCCUGAGGCUUCGACCAUGAUGGUGCUGCUGGAAGGAAGCGCUUAUUUAAUAUGAAAGACAAUCUGAAAUUCAGAGUUUAUUUAAUUUUGAUGUUGGUGUGAUUGCGCAAUGUGACCACAUGAGGGCGUCAUGCAGCGGUGCACUUUAUUACAAAGAUCAAGUCCAUACAUUUAAAGCAUGUCCUGUAUGAUUAAAUUUAACACCAAAUAUCAUGUAUCCUUUCAGAGGAAGUGACAUAAAUCACUUCCUGUCACACUGAUUUUGUCACAGCUGUUCAUAUAGUUUAUAAUUUUCUUCACUGGAGCAUGACGAAGGUUCUGUUGUGGUUUAUGAAAAAUGUCUGAGUGCAAAUUCAGAAUGUGAUUUUUAUACCUGAGUGGUGAUGAUAAAUCAGUCAGUCACACCACAGGAGGUAAACAGUUGUAAAAAUGUUUCAUGGACAUUCACCUGCUCACCACACCAUGGUCAGAAAACCAGUUUAUACCAGCUUUAAAAACGACACACAUGGGGAGAGUGGGGGAACUCGGGACGCAUUCUUAGUUUGUGUAGAUUGUGUGAAAUUCUUUGCAGGUCACGUCACACUGAUAUUGAUGAGAGUAUUUACUACACCCUCUUUGCACAACAUGAGUGUCUCAGCUUGUCAUAUAUACUGGCCUUCAGGACUCACUUUUACUCUCAUUAUGUUUUGAGGGGAGACUUGGGACAAAAAAUACCUAGCUUAAUCCUACAUGUUUAAUUUUUAUUCAUUAAAACUUGUCCCAUAUGAACUGUAUGGACACACGGCGCUGAUACAACGAUAGAAAAAUGUCAGUUUACUUAAAAUCUAACUCAAAACAGUUCCACCCUCAAGAAGGAAUGAAAUAAGUUUAAGCCUCAGGCAGGGACACACCCACAUUUUUAACAAACAUUUUAAACAAUUUUAUAUUUGUAAACUUAAAAAAAAGAAUCCCAAAAUACCACCCUAUAACAUGAUGAACUGUCCCAACUCUCCCCAUCUGGACAUUUUGAAAAAAAUAUCCUUAAAUGUUUUUCUCCAGAAUUUAAGCAUAAUAAAUGAUACGAUAUAUACUAA
Neoarius graeffei (lesser salmon catfish) is the source of this 3430-nucleotide messenger RNA. It is a transcript of the gene toporsa, whose product is annotated as topoisomerase I binding, arginine/serine-rich a. Gene Ontology annotation, biological process: protein monoubiquitination; protein polyubiquitination. Gene Ontology annotation, molecular function: ubiquitin protein ligase activity. The record is from RefSeq and is a predicted model, not a curated record. NCBI's taxonomy places the organism in Eukaryota, Metazoa, Chordata, Actinopteri, Siluriformes, Ariidae.